AUGCGUCUGGGAGCAAAAGUUGCAAUUCCGAUUGGUUGCGAAGAUCGGAAGAUAUUGGAAGGCACAUAUCCAAAUUCAAAUUCUGAAAUGAGUUCUAAUUCUGAGGAGGGUGUUGGUUGCGAUUGGAUACGACUGGUUGCGAACGAUCGCAAUCCAUCACCGUCUCUAGUUAUUCGAUGUGAACGACUGAUGCUUACUAUGGGAUACAAAGUCUACUUGUUAGAAUCAAUGGCGCGUGGGGUUUGCAUGAGCACAUAUUUCGAUUUUCUUGAUAAGUUAUUUAAUUUUACUCGAUUUCCAGAUUGUGUUGUUGGUGUUGUUGAAAUCGCAUCAGGAGCCAUGAACUUUGAUGAUCCAAAUUUCGUUAAUGUCUUGCGUGAAGCUUUGCGUGACUUGCAAGAAGGAGAUAGGAGGCAAGCUAGGCGUGGGCAAUUUAGGGUUACUAAAGAUUGCAAGGUCAACAAAUUCCUGAAUUCAUUGGUGUGCCCAAUCCAGAAGUAUAUUUGGAUUGGGAGAGAAAGGUCAAUGGAAGAUUCUCUUUGUUUAUUUGUUGUAAGAUAA
This is a messenger RNA of Lactuca saligna, 561 nucleotides long. NCBI's taxonomy places the organism in Eukaryota, Viridiplantae, Streptophyta, Magnoliopsida, Asterales, Asteraceae. The record is from the annotation of a GenBank genome assembly.